Dreissena polymorpha is the source of this 3727-nucleotide messenger RNA. Its product is annotated as vacuolar protein sorting-associated protein 4B-like. Gene Ontology annotation, biological process: endosomal transport; vacuole organization. NCBI's taxonomy places the organism in Eukaryota, Metazoa, Mollusca, Bivalvia, Myida, Dreissenidae. Gene Ontology annotation, molecular function: ATP hydrolysis activity; ATP binding. The record is from RefSeq and is a predicted model, not a curated record. The coding region runs from base 163 to 1479 and encodes 438 amino acids. The transcript has 12 exons.
UGACCACACACGGAAGAGUUCGGCUAUUUCGCAAAAAUAUUCAUUAUUGGUUGACUAUGAAUCACAGUAUUUGUCGUCUUUCUAUCAAUGAUUUGAAUAAGAAAUUAUAAUAAUAGUUUAUUAACACUUAAAUUAAGUAAGCUCAUUGUAUAAAUACUCUCAAUGUCUGGAAACACGCUACAGAAAGCAAUAGAGCUUGUUACCAAAGCUACAGAAGAGGAUAAAAAGAAAAACUAUGAAGAAGCUUUAAAACUAUACCAACAUGCUGUUGAGUAUUUCUUGCAUGCCAUCAAAUAUGAGGCCCAGAGUGAUAAAGCCAAGGAGAGUAUUCGGGCAAAGUGUAUUCAGUACCUUGACAGAGCUGAAAAACUUAAGACAUAUCUUGGCAAGGGGGAGAAGAAAAAACCUGUCAAAGAAGGUGGUACAUCGUCAGGAAAGAAGGCUAGUGACAGUGACAGUGAUGAUGAAAAAGAUCCAGACAAGAAGAAGUUUGAAGGGGCUCUGUCAGGAGCCAUUGUGAUGGAGAAGCCGAACAUCAAGUGGGAAGAUGUUGCAGGACUCGAAGGAGCCAAAGAAGCCCUGAAAGAGGCUGUCAUCUUGCCGGUCAAGUUCCCUCAUCUCUUCACUGGCAACAGAAAACCAUGGCGUGGUAUUUUGUUGUAUGGGCCCCCUGGUACUGGCAAGUCCUUCUUGGCCAAGGCUGUUGCAACCGAAGCCAACAACUCAACAUUUUUCUCCGUAUCAUCUGCUGACCUUGUAUCCAAGUGGCUCGGAGAGUCAGAAAAGCUAGUAAAGACGCUGUUCAAUAUGGCGAGAGAGAAUAAACCCAGCAUCAUCUUUAUAGACGAGGUGGACGCACUGUGCGGGUCUCGAAGUGAGAAUGAGUCCGAGUCAGCUCGCAGAAUUAAAACAGAGUUCCUCAUACAGAUGCAGGGUGUUGGCAAUGAUCAAGAGGGCGUACUAGUAUUGGGUGCCACAAAUAUUCCUUGGGCCCUUGAUGCUGCCAUUCGUAGGCGAUUUGAGAAGCGCAUCUACAUACCUUUACCAGAGGCUGCCGCUAGAUCCACCAUGUUUAAAUUACAUCUAGGAGCUACACCAAACUCUCUGUCUGAUGAGGAUUUUAGAGAGCUGGGUCGUCGUGCUGAGGGUUACUCAGGCGCAGACGUGUCCAUUGUUGUAAGAGACGCCCUCAUGCAGCCUGUACGUAAGGUGCAGACAGCCACACACUUCCGCAAGGUACGCGGCCCCUCCAGGUCAGACCCCAAUUUUAUAGUGGAUGACCUGUUGACCCCUUGCUCUCCUGGCGCCCCAGGUGCCAUAGAGAUGAACUGGACACAAGUGGAUGGUGACAAACUCCUGGAACCUGUUGUCAGCAUGGCGGAUAUGUUAAUGUCCCUGGCAACUCAGAAAGCAACUGUGAAUGAAAAAGACUUAAAAAAGCUGGAGGAGUUUACAUCAGAUUUUGGCCAAGAAGGAUAGUUAUCAGCCACAAAACAAAUCAGAACUCGAACCAGUUACUUUCAUUUAAUUGUUGCACAUAUACUUGUUAAUUAUUUAAGUAACCAUAAUUAACAUAGUCGUCUGGUUUCUUAUUUUGAGGAAUUGGGAUGUAGUAAAAGCUACAUGUAUUUGAAGUUUUCACAAUAAAACACCAGAUUCUUUAUAAGUUGAUUGUAGUUUUUGUAAAGUAAUAAUGGAAACCUUACAUUGUAUGUUUGCAUUUUUUAUCUAUUCAUUGAAGGGAUGCCCUGAGCAGUGAGCACGGCUGUAAUUAUUUAUGCAGUAUUGUAUUGUGGACAGUAACCAUGCUGUUUUAGUUGAUUGUUGAACUAAGUCCUACUUUGUCUGGACUGCUGUUAAUCAUAGAACCAGGUACUUUUAAUUGAAACAACAAAUAACAUCUACCAUCCUGGUGGGUGAUGGUACAAUUUUUUAAAACACAUUAACUAAGUUUCAUUCAUUAUGUAUCAGUAUCCUGUGUGGGAAUGCCUAUCAGCAGGCCAUAUAUACAGGUACCUUAAACAGACCAUACCAAAAUGUCAAAAAUACAAAAGAAACACUUCAUGGAAUGCAGUGAAAUGAGUGCAUCAACAUACGAUAGGAGCCAUGCAGGCUUAUCCUGACGACAAUCCUGUGUUUAUACUAGAUUAUGUAGAAUAGACUUUCUUUAAACAAAAAUCCUAUAAAAGUUGAAACUGUCAUCUUUGAUCACUUUACCCUUAUGCUUUAAACUCAGUUUUACCACAAACAGAUUCAUAUAUUAUUGACAUGUUCAUGCACAAAUAAUCAAGUUUUUAUUUCACAAAGUUAUGUUUAUCAUCACAGACAGGUAGAGAGGACUAAAGAAAGUUUUUUAAUGCCUUUAUGGCACAAACACUAAAGAAUAAUUUAGAAUGUCUUAUUUAUAGCAAUGGCUGGUGACAGUUCUUGCCAUAUGAACAUAGCAGGUUGUAUUGUUUUAAACAAGAAUCAUUGCCAUAUUUAAGUUGAGGUCUGAGAUCAACGCUCAUACAUGAAAAUGGAUUGCACUUUUGAGCCCAAGUGUGGAUUCAGCACUUAAGUAAAAUGCUCUGUAUCCACCAAAAACCUUUAAUUAUUUGUUAAAGACCUUUCUUACUAGAUUCAAGUUUUUAAGGGUCAUUUCCAACCCUUGGAUACGGAUGAGCAGCAAACAGCAUAAAACCUUAACAGACUGCGAGUUACUCGCAGGCUAUUCUGGUUUUAUGCUGUUUGCACAUAGCCAUUUUCACUUUGCCUCUGAGUGGGACAGGGUUAAUAGCCCUGAUCUUGGUUCUGCCUUCAGAUUCACAAUUCUUUUAAAUUAUUUCUAAUUUGAAAACUGUUAAAAGUAUACCAUCUGGAUUAAAGAUCUUACAAGUGUUGAUUUGCACCCUUUGUGCGACAAACUUAAAUUAAUCAUAUCAAUUUACUCCCAGACUAUUCCCAACUAGAACGCAUUUUUUUUGUUAUAAUAUUUGUAUGGUACUGUAACUAUCAUAUGUUUUUUGUCUAAGUACAAAUAAUAAAUUAAAUCCAAUUGUGAAAAUUAUUGUCCCUUGUAAAUUCUUCCAUUUGUACAUACAAAAGAUGUUUAAAUAAAAAAUCACAAUAGAUGUUGUUGUUUUUAAAAUAAAUAAUUAAGAAAAUCAACUUGUAAUGGCUGCAGUUAUUAUUUUAGUUAAGGUAUUCAUGAAUGUGUGUUCACAACACAUAAAAUAAAGAAUAAUUUUGUGUUUACCAUGAUGAAGAAACAAUACUUAGUGCAAAUUUAAAGAUAGUGAUGGUAAUCAUGUGGUGUGUUAUAACUUGUAUAUUGUAAAUUGUAUGUAAAUAGCUGAUAAAUGACAUUGCAAUGAUGUCAUACUAUUUUUCAGAAAUGUAACUACAUGGUAAAGUGCAACUAAUUGAUUUCUACAUACACUUGAGUGUUUGUUUGACAUGAUAUUAAAGUUACUUUAGAAACAUAAAUAAUUACACAAAAUUACUAUGCAACAAAGGUCAGCAACACAAAAUAAAUAUGAAACAAGAUAGGCAUUUGAGAACAUCAUAUUUUAUCAUCAAUUUAUUCAACUGAAAAUAUGUAUCUACUGAAAUAUGAUAAGCAUCACGCGGAGUGUUAAGUGCUUAUUUUCAAUAAAUGUUCCUCAUUGUGUGUUUAAGAUUAACUUAUGUCUUUAUUCUGGUAAAUUUGUUAUAUUUCUGAAUCUGUAUUAAAUAUUGAACCAUG